GUACUAUCAGUGAUAUUUGAAGAAAGACUUCCUUAGAAUUGGCACUGAUAUAAUAUUACCCCCUUUGGAGAAAACUUUAAAUAGCAGCAUUUUGCUUUAGCUGAAUGAUUUUGUGCUUGAAGACAAAGGUUUGUGGUGCACAUCGUCAACCUCAGCAGAACUUCAUUCCAUCGAUACCACAGCUCAAACCCUAGCCAUCACUUGAGACAUGUGUCAAGAAUUUCACUGCGACUGUUGCCCUGACAACCUUCCUCAAAUAGACUGUGUAUGUAAAGGUUGUUUCCAUGACAAUGAGUCUAUCAAAGAAAAAGAUGUCAAUAAAGACCAGGUUAACCCUGACUUAGCCAAAGGCGAUACUGUUCUUCAAGAUGGCACUAGAAAUGAUGGUGAGGAAGGUCAAUGUUACGACCAAGUUGCUGGUAUAGAGGCGCCUUCUUGCUGCAAAGGUGAGAAUGUUGGUAAAAAUCCAUGUUGUGAACAAGAUGUAGUUAAGGAGAGCGAAUGUUGUGCUCCAAAAGUACAACCUGAUACUUGUGAAGAAAGAUGCUCGCAAAAUUAUCUCCUUAGAGAAAAAGAAAAGAAAAAGCGUUGUCUUGAAGAGCAAUGUUGUCUUUCAAAAAAGCAACUCAGUGCUAUGAAAAGUUCUAGUGUGGAGAGAUGUUCUGAAAGAAAAGUAUCAGAAGAAGGAGGAAAAACAGAUAAUUCUUGUUGCUCGUCUCAAGAAAAGAAGCCUUGUGGCACGACAUCGAGUUGUGCUGCAGUUGAAAACCCUGGAAAGAAACCUUGCUGUUCGUUCAAAAAUGAACCUAGCUGCAGUGGAGGGGGAAAUGCUAAAUUUCAGUCAUUAUCGUUACAAGAAAAGAGCCAAGCAACUCUUUGCGCUGAUCAGGAUGACAAAUGCUGUGAAAAGAAUAAGAAUAAAGGAGAUAGUGGUUCCACCAAAGUUGAAGUAAGUUGCUGCAAGGAUAAAGAAGAAACUGUUUUAUUUCUCGAACCGAGUGGAGAAAAGAGCCGAGCAACCUGCUGUACUGACAAAGAUGACAAAUGCUGUGAAAAGGAAGACGAAGGGGAAUGUGUGUCGACAGAAGUCGAAGUGAGUUGUUGCAAAGUCAACGAGGAGACGGUGUUGCUCAUAGAACCGUGCGAAAAGCAACCGGAUCCUGAAAGCUCUAGCUUAGAAGUAAAAACCAAAGGAACUCUUCCUCGACGACACACCACCAAACUACGCGUACAAAAUAUCUGUUGUGCUAUGGAGGCUCAGCUAGUUCAAGAAUGCCUAAAGCCUUUGCAAGGGGUAGAAAAUGUUGCUGUGAACGUCAUUGGACGAGUGGUGCACGUACGUCAUGACCCGGAUGUGACGUCACCGACAGAACUCGUCGAGAGCCUGAACCGAGUCCACCUUGGAGCAACCGUUAUGGAAAUGGGUGCGCAUCACGAUAAAGAUAACGAUCAAAUUCCAUGUCUUUUUAAACUUCGCUGCAUUUAUCUACUCAUACAAACCUGUCUUCUCAUUACCGCUAUUGCGGGACAUUUUCUCAAACAGCCAUGGUAUAUGUGGGUUGCUAUCGCUGAGAUUAUCUUUGGAGGUGCUCCUAUAUUGAAACACGCCUUCUUUUCGGCCAAGAACCGAAAAGUUGACAUCAACAUCUUAAUGUUAAUUGCUAUUAUAGGCACCUUGGCUAUUAGUGAAUGGGUGGAGGGAGCUACUGUUGUCUACGUUUUUGCCUUCGCCGAUGCUCUACAAGAAUUCUGCAUGUUUCGAGUACAGCGGACAAUCUCCAGGCUCAUGCUCAAAAGACCAGAAGUCGCGGUGCUGGUCGAAACGGGAAAAAGUGUACCCAUUGAAAGUGUCGCUAUAGGAACACUGAUAGCAGUAAGGCCAGGAGAACUCAUACCUCUUGAUGGAGUGGUAGCCAAGGGGAAAGCAGCAGUCGACGAAAGUUCAAUCACUGGAGAAUCUUUGCCCGUAGAAAAAACUGCUUUCUCUAAGGUUUACAGCGGUACGGUCAACCAAAAUGGCUACAUUGAAGUUGAAACUACUUCAGAUUCUUCCACUUCAACGGUUUCGAAGGUCGCGCAGAUGGUCCAAGAAGCACAAUCAAGCUCUUCAAAGACAGAAGCGACCAUUAAUCGUUUUGCCAAAUACUAUACUCCACUCGUCGUGGUGGUUGCUGCUCUAGUAGUUGUCGUACCCGCUAUUUUGGGUGCUGCAGGUGUUGGCAAUUAUUUAGAGGAAAUCCGAGAAUGGGGUCAGAGGGCAUUGGUCAUUUUAGUCAUUGCUUGCCCCUGCGCUCUGGUCAUGGCCACCCCGAUUGCUGUCGUAUGUAGCAUUACUGCGGCUGCGCGGAAAGGAGCGUUGGUCAAAGGAGGCGAACACCUGGAGACGUUGUCCAAGAUUGAGGUACUUGCGUUCGACAAAACUGGAACAUUGACAGAAGGGAAAUUUCAGGUGAUGAAUAUGGAAUGUGCUUAUGGCGAGAAUGAGAGGGAUGUCCUACGCUUAGCAGCGGGGUUGGAGAGCAAAUCCGUGCAUCCAAUUGCUGCAGCAAUAGUCAACGAAUUUUCUGGUUGCGUCGCAGAAAUGGUUAAGAACCAGGUGAUAAGUUUGCCCGAGGUUACUCAAUUCAAGAUGUACGAAGGAAAAGGAAUAUCAGGGCUUAUUGAAGGUAAACUUGUCCGCGUUGGUAAUAAGGAAAUGGUUGAUCAAUGCGGGGCAUCUCUAACUGAAGCAAUGGCAGAGAAGUAUGAGCUGUGGUCAAGCGAGAGUAAGACUGUGGUGUUCGUUUGCGUCAAUGAAAGAUUGUCCCUCAUGAUAGCUCUAGCUGACGCCAUACGCCCCAACACGUCGACCAGCCUCGAUUGGCUGAGGAACAUCGGUGUUCAGACCUCCAUGAUCACUGGAGACAACUCACGGACAGCAGAUGCCGUGAGCAGGAACCUUGGACUAGAUGAAUGCGUCUCUGAGAUGAAACCCCAUGUCAAACUUGAAUGGAUUCAAGAAAAGCAAAAAAGUAAGAUGGCUCCAGGCUCCACUGACCCACCUGAAUAUAAAUGCCAAUCAUGCAAGCUUUGCAGAAGAUCACGUGAUCCACAGCUUAUGGUGGGGAUGGUUGGCGAUGGAGUCAACGAUGGCCCUGCUCUGGCCGCGGCGAAUGUCGGAAUAGCUAUGGGUGCAGGGGGCACUGCCCUAGCUGUGGAGGCUGCAGACGUUGCAUUGAUGAGUAACAACCUUGCAAAGAUCCCUGAGCUCAUCUGUCUUGCUAAGUUCUGCAGCCUGAUCGUGAAGCAAAAUAUCGUCUUUUCCGUACUCUUGAAAAUAAUCAUCGUGAUCGUAGCUCUAAGUGGGUAUGUCACCCUGUGGAUGGCUGUAGUAGCCGACGUGUUGGGGUUGUUAUUUGUCAUUAUCAACGGACUGCGUCCUCUGAUAUGGAAGGCGUCCAAGAAACACACCAAGGGUAACAAGGAUAUCGAACUAGUCGUCAAAAAGAGAGCUAGAUCCUCUUACACAUAUGAAUCAAUCGUGUAAAGCUGAGCACUGGAGUAGGGAGGGGGGACGGGGACACGUGCCAAAAGUUUGCUCUUGGCACCAAAAUGUAAGUAAUUCAUUCAUGACAGAUUCCUUUCGAUUUGGCGGGAAAAUGGUACAUCUCCCACCUGUAAUUGAGAUCUCGCUCCGCCCUUGUAGCCGAGGACUCGGAUAUUUUUAUAAUGCGUACUGCUAAACAACUAGUUUUUCUACGAAGAUACGUUUUUCAGAGAUUCACUGAACAAUCAAGACCACACAUACUUUUUAGCCAAAUAUCUAAUGGCGAGUUUCCUGUGUAAUAACCACACACGUUUUAGCCAAAUAUCUAAUGGCGGGUUUCCUGUGUAAUAACCACACACUUUUUAGCCAAAUAUCUAAUGGCGGGUUUACUGUGUAAUAACCACACAUACUUUUUAGACAAAUCUAAUAGCGAGUUUCCUGUGUAAUAACGCUGUUACCUGAAGUAGGAAGCCUAGUUCAAUAACUAUUUUUCUUUAAAAUAUUCUUCAGUACUUGAAUUCCACUAGUUGAUCACAUCUACACUUCUAGUUUAUAAGGGGUUUGGGAUUUUUAGGGGAUUUUAGUCUCCUGGGGCAGAAAAUAACAAAGCAAAUUUACAAUUUAUUUUCUAGUGUAAAAAAAAAAAAAUCAUGAAAAUUUAGGAAUCAGAUUUAAUUUAAUAAUUGUUAAUAAAUCAAGUUAAAAAAUAAUAAAUUAAUUCCAGGUCUAGUAGAUUGAAAAUCAAGAAAAUCGUUGUGCAUGCACUAAUGUCAAUAUAUUCGUGUUUAUGUGAUGUAGAAAUUCAAACACGAAUUUUAUUAAAUGGUCCCCGUAUGGAAGUUUGGGCGCGGGGAAACUGAUAAUCAAUCUUGUUUUCCUUCACAAACUUUCAUCAAAAGAAAAAAAAACCAUAUUAAUCACAUCCAUUGGAAAUAAAAUCUAGUUUUAUUCCAUUUAUCAUUAGAAUUGGUGUUUACAAACAUACGCAUUGUGAUAUAAUGUUAAUUUGCCAACCAUUAUCACUAUCGUUCUUGCCAAGUUGCUUUGGUUCAUCAGCGAAUACAUCUAUUCAAAAAUAGGUUGAAUAGUGCAUUCCAAGACCAAAGGGCAUUGUGGGUCUCAUAAAUUUGAAAUAAAAAGUAAAUAUACAGCAAUUAACUCUCUACAUGUAGUUAGUAUAUUGUUUCAGAUGGAAUACACUAAAAAUAGAAUAGAUCAUUAUUAUUAAGCCUUUGUUAGACAAUGUCAAUAUGACCCACAAUGCAAUUCGGUCUUGGAAUGCACUAUUCAGUAGUCAGUAUUCAGUAUUCAACCUUUUUUAUCUGUAUAUCUGGUUGGCAUAGUUGUGAUAAUAGCUUUUAUCACAAAAACUAGCGCUAUACGUUCUGGGUAAAGAAUAAAAGUUCUAGAACAAAAUUUAUAAUUUAUGAAGACAAAAAGUUUCCAAUGAAUAAGAUUUUUAUCCAAAAUUCUAUACUGAAUCCUUAUGUGAGUAAAAUUUAUCUAUGAACCAUAUUUGAUAUAUCAAAUUAAUUGUAAUAAAGUUUCAAAGAGUGACUUCA
Messenger RNA from Actinia tenebrosa (Australian red waratah sea anemone), 5088 nucleotides. RefSeq lists its product as uncharacterized. Lineage: Eukaryota; Metazoa; Cnidaria; Anthozoa; Actiniaria; Actiniidae. Gene Ontology annotation, cellular component: membrane. Gene Ontology annotation, biological process: transmembrane transport; monoatomic cation transport. The record is from RefSeq and is a predicted model, not a curated record. Gene Ontology annotation, molecular function: ATP binding; metal ion binding; ATPase-coupled monoatomic cation transmembrane transporter activity.